UUAGGCCUUGCUCCCGUAGACUAAACUACACGGAGUUUAUCGGGAAAAUCAAAAUUUUUAGUUACUUUCGGACCAGAGGUUAGGAAAAAGAACGAUGUUUAAGAAAUCUGCGUUAAUUCUAAGUCGGUGCAUUCAGCCCACAUACACGAGGUCCCACCACCUCAAGGUCCUUCGGAUCUUAAGAAAGCAAGACAAACAAGAUGGAGUUCCCAAUCAGAUGCCCAAAAGGUUUGAUGAUGAGGAUUCCUUUGAGGUUGUCCAUAUACAGCAGCUAAAUUCCUCUCCACUCGUCAACCCAAUGCAACGAAGAUUCUUGGAUGAUUCUGAACAGCAAGAGGAAGAAAAAAUUGGAUUAAAUCGAUCGAAGGAAGAAGAACAGCACGAAGAGCUCGAAAAGCUAAAGCAAGAAUGUCGGAGACUGGCAAAAGAGAUCACUAUGGCUGGCGAUGAUGGCGAUAUCAAGAAGGCAUGCAAGGAAUUGGCCAAACAAGAAAAGAAAGAAAAGGAGGCUUUGAAAAAAAAGUGCAGAGAGUUGGCUGAAAAGGAAAAAUGUGAGCAGGAUGAACUUAAAAAGAAAUGCGAAAAAUUGAAGAAGAAAGGUAAAGGCAAGAAAGGUAAAGGCAAGAAAGGUAAAGGCAAGAAAGAUAAGGAUGAUAAAGACGAAGACGAUAAGGACAAAUGCGCCGAAGAAGACCCUUGUGCCGGAGAAGACCCUUGUGCAGAAGAAGAAGGUGGCGGAGAAGAAGAAGGUGGCGGCGAAGAAGACUCCAAUGCUAAGAAAGAUCCUUGCCAAAAAGAAGAUCCAUGCAAAAAAGAAGACCCGUGCAAGAAAAAAAAACCUGAUAUGAAAAAGAUAUGCAAAGAAUUGGCUGAAAAAGAAAAAUGCAAGCAAAUGGCCAAGAAGCAAAAGAUGAAAAAAAUGUUAAAAAAGUGUAAAGAACUGGCUCAAAAGGAGAAGUGCAGAAAGCUAGCCGAGAAAGAAAAAUGCAAAAAGAAAGCCGGAAAGGGCAAGGGCAAGAAGAAGUAGGUGACCAAUGGGAUUUAACGCUAACUCGAGAUCAAAGUUUAUAUAUUUUAAAAUACUUUUAAGUUAAUGCUAAUGGUUUUAAAUUUAAUAGAAAUAACAGGCUAUACGCGUCUAAUGUAUAAUAUAUAAGCUGCCGAUUUUGUUGAUAAUUUAACAUAAUAAAAACCUUAAGUAUAUCCUU
Messenger RNA from Drosophila ficusphila, 1208 nucleotides. RefSeq names its product sperm-specific protein Don juan-like. Lineage: Eukaryota; Metazoa; Arthropoda; Insecta; Diptera; Drosophilidae. Bases 95 to 1027 code for a protein of 310 amino acids. The transcript has 2 exons. The record is from RefSeq and is a predicted model, not a curated record.